Lutra lutra (Eurasian river otter) is the source of this 3963-nucleotide messenger RNA. RefSeq names its product tyrosine kinase with immunoglobulin like and EGF like domains 1 (gene TIE1). The coding region runs from base 121 to 3738 and encodes 1205 amino acids. The record is from RefSeq and is a predicted model, not a curated record. The transcript is spliced from 22 exons. Gene Ontology annotation, molecular function: transmembrane receptor protein tyrosine kinase activity; protein binding; ATP binding. Gene Ontology annotation, cellular component: signaling receptor complex. NCBI's taxonomy places the organism in Eukaryota, Metazoa, Chordata, Mammalia, Carnivora, Mustelidae. Gene Ontology annotation, biological process: positive regulation of kinase activity; protein phosphorylation; cell surface receptor protein tyrosine kinase signaling pathway.
CUCAUUUCCUCUUCCUUCCCAGCACCAACACGCACUAAACAGUACAGGCCCAGCAUCUAGAACCAGACUAACUGACCGGAGGCCUAGCUUGUCCUGGCUGACCUGGUCAGCCUCCAGAGUAUGGUCUGGCUGGGGCCUCCUUUGCUGCUCCCCGUCAUCUUUCUGGCUUCUCAUGUCGGCGCCGCGGUGGACCUGACGCUGCUGGCCGACCUGCGGCUCACCGAGCCCCAGCGCUUCUUCCUGACCUGCGUGUCCGGGGAGGCCGGGCCCGGCGCGGGCGCCGACGCCUGGGGACCUCCGCUGCUGCUGGAGAAGGACGACCGCAUCGUGCGCACGCCACGGCCCGGGCAGCCUCCGCAUCUGCUGCGCAACGGCUCGCACAGCGUCACGCUGCGCGGCUUCUCGCAGCCCUCCGACCUCGUGGGCGUCUUCUCGUGCGUGGGCGGCGCGGGGCGCACGCGCGUCCUGUAUGUGCACAACAGCCCCGGAGCGCACCUGCUCCCGGACAAGGUCACACACACGGUGAACAAAGGCGACACGGCAGUGCUUGUGGCACGUGUGCGCAAGGAGAAGCAGACAGAUGUCAUCUGGAAGAGCAACGGAUCCUACUUCUACACUCUGGACUGGCAUGAGGCCCAGGAUGGACGGUUCCUGAUGCAGCUCCCAAACGUGCAGCCACCAGCGAGUGGCAUCUACAGUGCCACCUACCUGGAAACCAGCCCCCUAGGCAGCGCCUUCUUCCGGCUCAUCGUGAGGGGCUGUAGGGCAGGGCGCUGGGGACCAGACUGCACCAAGGAGUGCCCGGGUUGCCUGCACGGAGGUGUCUGCCAUGAUCAGGAUGGCGAGUGUGUGUGCCCCCCUGGAUUCACUGGCACCCGCUGUGAGCAGGCCUGUAGAGAGGGCCGUUUUGGGCAGAGCUGCCAGGAGCAGUGCCCCAGCACAUCGGGCUGCCGAGGUCUCACAUUCUGCCUCCCGGACCCCUAUGGCUGUUCUUGUGGAUCUGGCUGGAGAGGAAGCCAGUGCCAGGAAGCCUGUGCCCCUGGCCACUUUGGGGCAGAUUGCCGCCUCCAGUGCCAGUGUCGGAACGGUGGUACAUGUGACCGCUUCAGCGGCUGUGUCUGUCCCUCUGGCUGGCAUGGAAUGCACUGUGAGAAGUCAGACCGGAUCCCCCAGAUCCUGGAUGUGGCCUCAGAAGUGGAGUUCAACUUAGAGACUACACCACGGAUCAACUGUGCAGCCGCGGGGAACCCGUUCCCAGUGCGGGGCAGCAUGGAGCUCCGGAAGCCCGAUGGCACGGUCCUCCUGUCCACCAAGGCCAUAGUGGAGCCAGACAGGACCACAGCUGAGUUCGAGGUGCCCCACUUGGCACUUAGUGACAGUGGGCUCUGGGAGUGCCGCGUGUCCACAUCUGGUGGCCAAGACAGCCGACGUUUCAGGGUCGAUGUCAAAGUGCCCCCAGUGCCCCUGACUGCUCCUCGGCUCCUGGCCAAGCAGAGCCGCCAGCUCGUGGUCUCCCCACUGGUCUCCUUCUCCGGGGACGGACCCAUCACCUCUGUCCGCCUGCACUACCGGCCCCAGGAUAGCACCAUGGCCUGGUCUGCCAUUGUGGUGGACCCCAGUGAGAAUGUGACUUUAAUGAACCUGAGGCCGAAGACAGGAUACAGUGUCCGCGUACAACUGAGCCGGCCAGGGGAAGGAGGGGAGGGGGCCUGGGGGCCUCCCACCCUCAUGACCACAGACUGUCCUGGUGAGAGGCGAGAGUCACCCCUUCGUGUCCCCCCAUGGGUUACCGUCCUAUCCACUCAGGGGUUGUCCUGUCUUGUCCCCACGCCAGGGGCCCCCUGCCUUUCCCACUGGAGGUUGUCCCACCCUGUCCCCCCGGGGGAAAUCACUGUCUUGUACAGCCCCAAGGACCAACUGAACAGUUCUGACUCCCAACCUCCGGCCCCAGAGCCCUCAUUGCAGCCGUGGCUGGAGGGCUGGCACGUGGAGGGUCCUGACCGGUUGCGAGUGAGCUGGUCCUUACCCUCGGUGCCUGGGCCACUGGUGGGCGAUGGUUUCCUGCUGCGCCUGUGGGAUGGGACACGGGGACAGGAGCGGCGGGAGAAUGUCUCGUCCCCCCAGGCCCGCACCGCUCUCCUGACUGGACUCAUGCCUGGCACCCCCUACCAGCUGGAUGUACGGCUCUACCACUGUACCCUCCUGGGCCCUGCCUCGCCCCCUGCGCGUGUGCUCCUGCCCCCCAGCGGGCCCCCAGCCCCACGACACCUCCAUGCCCAAGCCCUCUCAGACUCUGAGAUCCAACUGACAUGGCAGCGCCCAGAGGCUUCGGCUGGGCCUAUAUCCAAGUACAUCGUGGAGGUGCAGGUGGCUGGGGGCUCAGGAGACCCGCUGUGGAUGGAUGUGGACAGGCCCGAGGAGACAAGCACCAUUGUCCGUGGCCUUAAUGCUAGUACGCGUUACCUCUUCCGUGUGCGGGCCAGUAUCCAGGGUCCCGGAGACUGGAGCAGUGUGGCAGAGGAGUCCACCCUGGGCAAUGGGCUGCAGAGUGAGGGUCCGGUCCAAGAGGUCCAGGCAGCCGAAGAGGGUCUGGACCGGCAGCUGAUACUGGCCGUAGUGGGCUCCGUGUCAGCCACCUGCCUCACCAUCCUGGCGGCCCUCCUGACGCUCGUGUGCAUCCGCAGAAGCUGCCUGCACCGCCGACGCACCUUCACCUACCAGUCGGGCUCGGGCGAAGAAACCAUCCUGCAGUUCAGCUCAGGCACCUUGACUCUAACCCGGCGGCCCAAACCACAGCCUGAGCCCUUGAGUUACCCAGUGCUGGAGUGGGAAGACAUCACCUUUGAGGACCUCAUCGGGGAGGGGAACUUUGGUCAGGUCAUCCGGGCCAUGAUCAAGAAGGAUGGGCUCAAGAUGAACGCGGCCAUCAAGAUGUUAAAAGAGUAUGCCUCUGAAAAUGACCAUCGUGACUUUGCGGGAGAACUGGAAGUUCUGUGCAAAUUGGGACAUCACCCCAAUAUCAUCAACCUCUUGGGGGCUUGUGAGAACCGAGGUUACCUGUAUAUCGCUAUCGAAUAUGCCCCCUACGGGAACCUGCUAGACUUUCUGCGGAAGAGCCGGGUCCUGGAGACAGACCCAGCCUUCGCCAGAGAGCACGGCACAGCCUCCACCCUCAGCUCCCGGCAGCUGCUACGUUUUGCCAGUGACGCCGCCAACGGCAUGCAGUACCUGAGCGAGAAACAGUUCAUCCACAGGGACCUCGCGGCCCGCAACGUGCUGGUGGGAGAGAACCUGGCCUCGAAGAUCGCCGACUUUGGCCUUUCUCGGGGGGAGGAGGUUUAUGUGAAGAAGACCAUGGGGCGUCUCCCCGUGCGUUGGAUGGCCAUCGAGUCUCUGAACUACAGCGUCUAUACCACCAAGAGUGAUGUUUGGUCCUUUGGGGUCCUCCUCUGGGAGAUCGUGAGCCUUGGGGGCACGCCUUACUGCGGCAUGACCUGUGCUGAGCUCUAUGAGAAGCUACCUCAGGGCUACCGCAUGGAACAGCCUCGAAACUGUGACGAUGAAGUGUACGAGCUGAUGCGUCAGUGCUGGCGGGACCGUCCAUACGAGCGACCCCCCUUUGCUCAGAUUGCGCUGCAGCUGGGCCGGAUGCUGGAAGCCAGGAAGGCCUAUGUGAACAUGUCGCUGUUUGAGAACUUCACUUACGCGGGCAUCGACGCCACAGCCGAGGAGGCCUGAGCGGCUGUCAGGCCAGAACCAGGCUCUGCGGGCCAGAGCAAACCACUCUCCAACCUAUGCCUUCUGAUCCUUGCGGCCUCUGGCCUGAGCUGCCUCGAGGAAUUUUUUUUUUUAACUUAAGAAAAGAGGGGAUCCGGGUCACCUGGGUGGCUCUGUUGGUUGAGCAUCCAACUCUUGGUUUCGGCUCAGGUCAUGAUCUCAGGGUCAUGGGAUCGAACCCCACAU